Molecule: messenger RNA, 959 nt
Organism: Linderina pennispora
Lineage: Eukaryota; Fungi; Kickxellomycota; Kickxellomycetes; Kickxellales; Kickxellaceae
Exons: 1
Coding region: 145-780 (211 amino acids)
Source: RefSeq, a predicted model, not a curated record
ACUUUACAAGCAAGAAGGCGGUGCAUGAGCCAGCAGUCGAGUCAGCAAUUGCCCUUGCACCAGCACACGGGACAUCAAAACAGGAAUCGCCAGAAUCCAAGGAGCAGCCAGCAGUCAGUCAGCGCACCAAGGACGUGAAGAGUAAUGGUGUCUCGCGCCCUACUACAGCAGCACAGCGCAGGACCGAGCCGGGGGCAGUCAUGGCGCAAGGAUGGACGUGAUAAUCGGAGCGUGGGGCAACUGGCGGUCAGGCCAUGCACAGAAGGACGCUGUUUAAUUCGCCACAAGUAUACCAGCCGAAGCAUGCAGCAGCAGCAAACAGCUGGAAUCUUCCUGUACCAACUCCGGUCAUGGCCGGCAGCAGAAGGUGUUGCUCGGGAUGACAGUAAACCGCAGCAGCACAACAGCUUUGAACGAGGCAAGCAUGAGCCGAUGUCAAAGGCCAAGAUGGCAAGUAGCUGGCGCUCCAUACCUAAUAAGGAGUCGCUACAGCACACUGCUAGCAGUGCAUCGGCAGCACUGGCACCCUGCCAGCUAUGCCAGCUGCCAAGUCUGCCGCUAGCCAACACCAGUACUGCCAGGCAGCCGACGCCGCUGCUGCGUAUACGGUUCCAGCAGCUAGCGCACACCCGACGCAAGGAGGAGGACACAGUGAGUACCAUAUGCCCGACCGGCGCCAGACGAUAUCAACGAUCCCAGCACGAGCGGAAUCGCGUCAGAGAGAUCAACCGGCUUGACUCCGCCGCCCCAGCCGCUAUUGCCUCAUACCAUGCUGGCUGAUAUUUUGGCGAUGGCGACCAGUCGGCCUGUAUUAGCAGCACUCCUCGAUCCAGCGCAUCUGUCGGUGGUAGCGGAGCGGUGGGCAAGAUUAUACCAGUGCACGAUUCGUCGCGAGAGGCACCAAACCUUUCAAAGUCGCAGCACCAGCAGCUUCGGAGCGAAUCAGACAUGAGCACCAG